UAUAAAAGACUAGAUGGGACAUUGGCAGUGUUUUAGUGCGUGCGACUGGCCGCCAUGUUUGUGAGGGCGGGAAUCUGCGGCGCUGUGUAAACACUACGGGAGGAGGGGGGUAUUUGAGACUGAUUUUGUGGUAUUUUUCGACCGAAAAGUGCUAAUCUUUUUUGCUCACGGCAUUCUUUGGAAUGUUUAGAUUGUGGAACAAGUGCUGAAAUAUGCUUAUCUAUUGUAAUUUGGCUACGUUAGCCUUAGACAUGUUGCACUGUUGACGCUGAUGAAGAAUAGGCGGCACCAAAGCUUUACAGACUAGUAUCUUUUGAAAUUGAAAUUUGCCUCUCAGUCUCUCAAGAAUCAAGAUGCCAAAUAGAUGUGCAGGAUUUGAUUGCUGACAAACCAGGGAUGAGGCUCAAGAGUCAAGAGAUCACCCUGCAUUGGCAAGUGGCUGGAACAACCCCAGUGCCGCACAGUUCUGCGGGAUAUUCCGGCACCUGCUCCACCGCUGCGGCGUCCGGCCCGGCAGCACAGGGAAAGUGGCAGCCCUCGACCCGACCAGCAUCCUGGCAGUCGGUCACACGACCAGCGGACGGGGAGCCAGCCUUACUACCUCGGCCUCCACCACCUCAGACAACGGUGCCACGGCACUCCACAUCAUCACGGAGCACGACUUCCAGCCUGGGCUGUCGUCGCCAUCUACAUCGCAGGGUUCGUGGUGAAGAAGGCGCUCGACUCUGUCAGCUGUAGCACCUGUCAGGAGACCCUGGUGAGCGACAUCCAGCCGGACGACAUGACACAGCUUUACCACCUCUUCAUCAUCUCUGCCAGAUGAGCUAAGGUGGGGACGGGUUACAUGCCUGGGAUCUGACUGAGACCCGCUCAUACCCUGCCGAAGUGUUGGUGAUUUCAGCGGUCAGCUGUCUCUAGCCGGUGUCAGUGAGUCGCGGCCAGCUGCCGCUGGAGUGGGUAUCUACCGUCGAUAGCUGCUGUGUGGCGGAUAGCGUGGAUUUGGAUGGACACUUCAUAUUAAUGAACAGAUCAAUGUCUGGCCGAUAAAAGACGUAUUUUGUCGAUGAUUGCUUAGUGACUGAGUGGGUCCACUGGCGACCAAUGCAGUGGGCGCUGGGUUAACGCCUCGCCUCUUGUGACCGUGUCGAUAUGUAGCACUGUUAAUUGCCGAUUCGUUGCCGGCCGUCUCUGCUCCGUGGCUGGCUGAUCCGGCACAAACUGGUGUUCUUGGCUGAAGGCGCGGCUACAGUUACACUAGCUCGCCACGUGGCUGUGCGACUAUCGUCGGUGCUGUCUGCAAGGGCGAUGUCGGUGCCUGUAGGGGGCGCGGAUUGAUUCAAAGUGAGGAAUGGGUCAUCGGAGCUCGGGUCAGGUCAUGUUCGGCUAAAAUAAGCGGAUUUUGCGAUUUGCCGCAUCCGGGUGAAUUUCCUUGCCUUCUAGUGCAUGUUUAUGCAUUUUACAUGCGUUUUUUAGUGUUGAUGUCUAGAUAACGUGCAUUUGCCUCGAGGUCAAGGCUGCGCUUCAUAUGGGCAGUUUUCGGAGCAUCUUGCUCAUUUUAUUCGUAAUCCUUAAUUAUGUUUGCGGAUUUGUGCCUGCAAAUCAUUUUUUAAAGUAAGAUUGACACGGGAUUCGAGAUCGGCGCCCAUAAAUACACUUCACAUGACCCGCCAUGUGUCAAGGCCAUCCGAGGUCAUCUAAGGUCGCUGACCUUGUAUGACCUUAUGUGACCCGGUUCGCUAGAUUUCGAGAUGAGGUUGAUUGGGAAUGAUGUAACCCAUUUCGCCGACAGUUCACGCGUUUUGGUCGAUUUUAUAGCGAAAGAUCUCAAACUCCAGUGACUUUACUGGUUCGAUUUCCAGUGUUUGACCUGACCUCUGAGUUCACCUGUUGACCUAGUACCCUGAAAUUUGGUAUCACUGGUUUACUCACAUCGCGGACAGCAUACCUAUUUUUUUCCGUUCUUGCUCCGUCGAGGGGCGAACGGCUGGAGUUCACUCCGUUCACCCUGGCUUCCCCUACUCGUAAGACGCUGACAAACUACGAACGGGUGAGGGCUAAAAUUGCACUUAUUGUCGAUCAUUGUCCAUUGCAUACUGUAUACAUAGAUAUAAAGUAUGGUAGCCAUAAUGGGAAACGAAUUUAAUCUUAAAUUAGCAUGCCAAUUGCAUCUACCUUCGGUGCCGCAUAUCCUUUAUCAGCGUCUUCAGGGCUAUAUGUCUAGGGCUGAUGUAAUUACAUUACAAUAAAUACACAUGUUUCUGCCCUUGUUUCACAAUCUACUCAUUCCAAAUAAUGCCAUAGGUAAAAAAGAUUAACACUUUUCGGUCGAAAAAUACCACAAAAUCUGUCCCAAACACCCCCCUCCUCCCAUAGUGUUUACACAGCGCCGCAGAUUCUCGCCCUCACCAACAUGGCGGCCGCUGCUACGUAUUCGCGAGUCGCUCCCGACAUGGGGGUGCCCUAUCUAGUCUUUAUAUCUAUGCUUGCCUCGAUUUAUGGCCUUGAUUAGGACUAUUGCUUGCAGUGAGAUGGCUGCAAUUCAUCAUCCUUGAACGCUUGCUGAGGAUGGUGUGAAAACUAAAAAUAAUUUUUCCACGUGUAAUGAAAGUGAUUCCCUCAUUUGUAGCUGUAGCUGCUGGUGAUCAUGGUGAAACGAGGCAUUGAGCACAAACCAAGCUGUCAAGAUUUGGGAGAGUCAUCAGAUUCUGCAUUCCAGGAGGAAAUCGAAACAAGUAUAAGCAUGUGCCAGCACGUGGGCAAGAGUGUCAGCCUGGCUGACAUUAAGCGGCAGCUGAAGUCGAACCGGCGGAUCGGCGCCUGCGACAAGAAGGUGCCGACCCCAUGCACGGCACCCGCGGAUGGGGAGGAGCAGUCGGUGCCGUCGGGCGCGCAGCUGCCGCACGGCGUCUGGCUGUGCAUGCAGUGCGGCCACCAGGGCUGCGCGAGGCACGCCACGCAGCACUUUAACACGCCGCGCUCCGACUCGCACACGCUGGCCGUCAACGCCGCCGCCGACUGGGGCGUCUGGUGUUUCACGUGUAACGAGAAAGUGUCACUGAAGAGCAAUAAGAAACUUCACGAAGCUGUGCAGUUUGUCAAGAAAAAGCAGGGAACUCUACGACCCGGAGCCACGCCGUCCAAGGAGGACACUCCGCCUCCCAAGUCUUCCAAGGGCGCCUCCGCUAAGGAGAAGCAGGCUCAAGCGGACCGCGAUAACGAGUCACUUCCGAAGGUCAAGGGUCUGAUCAACCUGGGUAACUCGUGUUACCUGAACUCGGUGCUGCAGUGUCUGAGCCAGUGCCACUACCUGACGCACUACCUAGACAUCAGCAGCCGCUCCGGGCGAAAGGUCACAGUCAGCGCUGACGGAGAGACGAUGGAGCUGGUGCUGCCGGAGGGCGGGCCCAUCACUGCCUCCCUGUGCGACUUUCUCAAGCAGAUGCACAUCACGGGCACCGGCUCCACCGUCUCGCCCAGUCACCUGCUCAGAAAGAUCGCCCUGAAGGUGCCCCAGUUUGUGGGCUGUGACCAGCAGGACGCACACGAACUGCUGCGAGCGCUCAUGGAGCAGGCGCGGCUUGAAGAUCUGCGGCGGCACCAGAAGCAGAUCCUGCUCGGUCUGGGGCUGCCGGCCAAGGCCGACCCCAAGGAGGUACCCGACGACAUGAAGGCGCGCGCUAAGGCGCUGGGCCGCCAGGUGUCGCAUACGACCAUCGACUCCAUCUUCAGCGGCCAGCUGGUCAGCCUGGUGGUGUGUCAGGCCUGCAUGGCCCGCACACACCGCAUGGAGCCCUUCCUCGACCUCUCGCUGCCCGUCGCAGAAGAUAAGCCGACCCGUCCCAGGAAGCUGUGCGGUGCGGGAGCAGAGGACGAGGACAGCGGAGAGUACGUCCUCACACCCAGCAAGGCCACCGGCUCCGGGCGGCCCUCCAAACACGCGCUCAAAAAGGAACGGAAGGCGGCGCGGCGAGCCAAGAAACACGGUCCGGCGGCGGCGGAGGCGGACGGUACGGGUCCAGAGCCGGCCCCGGAGCCGGAGAGACAGCCGACCAGCGACUCCGGACAGGAGCUCGACAAACAGUCGGACGUCGCCCACGCAGAAGGUGAGAGUGACGCAGACGAGGAGGAUAACGGCGACACGGGCCCGAUCAUCUUCAGCCUGCUGUCGGAGCUCGACCCGCCGCCGGCCUCGGUCAGCGGGGAAUCGACGGAAGACGAGCUGAACGAGCCGCCGGCCUCAGUCAGUCCGGACCCGCCGGCUGACGAACCGCCGGCCUCGGUCAGCCCCGACCCGCCGGCUGACGAGCCGCCGGCCUCGGUCAGCCCCGACCCGCCGGCCGACCUGGCCGCGGAGGAGCUCUCGGAGCGGCUCAGCGCGCUGAUCGUGGACCGCGCCGGCGCCGCGGCCGCUGCGGACUCGUGUGGGGACGAGCCGGGCCCGCUGACGGUGAAUGGCCGGCCGUCAUCACCGGUGGAGGCGGACGCGGCGCCGGCCGGGCGUGUGCCACUGGUCGGUGGAGACGCCCGUCGUGUGCCGGUGGAUAAGGAGGAUCCCGGAGGAGCCGGAGACGCGGCCAGGAGUCAGGCGGACGGUGGGGACGGGGAGGGCGCCGACAAGGCUCCGAACGGCGCGCCGGAAACGGCGGGAGCGGCCGAGGUGGAGAAGAAGCAGAGCUCUGUGCCGGCGGAGAACUGCGGAGAGGAGGUGGAGGCGCGUGAGAACGGUCUGUGCGGGCCGAAUGGACACUGCGGUCAGGCGGCCGAGGAGGCCCCGCGGAACGGCCCGUCACCCUGUGAGCGGACGGACGGCGGUGGUCCGACGGAGGCAGCGGCGAACGGCCAGAGCUCGACGGCAGGGGCGGCGGACGGCGGCGAACCCCAGUCUGCGCCGAACGGCGGCACCUGUGCGCCCACCGAGUCUGCCCCGGCCGAAGGGACGUGGACCGGUGAGGAGGACCCCUCACCCGCGGCCUCCGCCUCGGACGGCCCGCCGCCGCCGCUGAGCCGCUGUGAGUGGCUCAGUCGAGCGCUGACCACCCUGGCGCCGCGCUACCAGGCGGCCGCCGGCGAGUGCAGCCUGCUCACCUGCCUCAACCAGUACACGGCGCCCGAGUUGCUCACCGGCAACAACAAGUUCGGCUGCGACAACUGCACGGAGCUGCGCAACAAGCGGCUCACAGCGGCUGAAAAGGCGGCUGAGAAGAAGCUCGGCACGGUCUACAGCAACGCCAGCAAGCAGCUGCUCAUCUAUAGCCCGCCGCCGGUGCUGACCAUCCACCUGAAGCGGUUCGAGGUGUGCAGCUUCAGCCUGCGGAAGGUGAACCGGCACGUGCAGUUCGGCGAGCGGCUCGAUCUGGCCCCCUUCUGCUCCUCCAUUAGCCAGGACCUGCCUCAGAUGCGGGCCGGCCAGCGGCGGGUGCUCUACUCGCUGUUCGGCGUUGUCGAGCACAGCGGUCGACUGACCAGCGGCCACUACACGGCCUACGUACGCGUCCGCCGCCGUCACGACCAGCUCACGGUGAACCCUGCGCGACUCACCACACUCGUCACCGACGCGUUCGCCGUGGCGUGUGAGCGGGCGAGGCAGCGCGCCGAACAGACCCGACCGGAGACCACGGACGGGCCGCCCCCGGCCAGACCCGCAGAGGAAGGCCGGGGAGACGGGGAGGGUGGGGACGCCGCUGCCGUAGCACAGGAGCCGCAGACGGACCAAAAACAGCCCGGCCCGGAGCCCGAGACGGAGCCGCAGCCGCAGCCGGAGGCCGGGCGGUGGUUUUACGUGAGCGACACGCACGUCACAGAGGUGACUCUGGACAAGGUGCUCAAGGCACAGGCUUACAUACUGUUCUACGAGCGAAUUGUGUAAGCGACUGCGCUAGCUUGGGAUGGUGCUCUGUGCACGGGGCUGUGACGGCGCGCGAAUCGUGUCCCUCAGUCUGACCGAGGUGUGAUUCUGGCCCCAAUCUCCGUCGAUGGGUGGAACUCUGUCUCGAUCUGCGCUGAUGCGCGCUGCGAGCUGCUGUGUAACUAUGUCGUGAGUCAAGCGUGCGAGCGUGUGAUGUGCCACUGUGAUGCGGUUCCUGGGUUUGUCUGAUCGGGCCGGGCCUGAUCCCAGGCCGUCUGCCGAGCCGUCCUACCCGCAGCUAAUAGUUGGCUCCCGGUGUGGGACAGCCCUGUGCGCGCGGAUCCGCCUGCGGCGUUGUCCGGGGCCGUUACGGAUUUUAUGUGGGAUAAUCCGACCCAUGGCGCAAUCUUGUGACAGGGUGACAGGGUGAAUCUUGUGACUUGUGUCCCCGACAUAUGAUGGGUGCAGCUCAGUUAUAUGCCGCUGCGCAAUGUGGAACACGCGGCUCGGCUCAUGACAAUAUUAUGCUGCGUUCGAACGAACCAGUUU
This is a messenger RNA of Amphibalanus amphitrite, 6394 nucleotides long. RefSeq names its product ubiquitin carboxyl-terminal hydrolase 45-like. The transcript is spliced from 17 exons. Gene Ontology annotation, biological process: protein deubiquitination. The coding region runs from base 2645 to 5866 and encodes 1073 amino acids. Lineage: Eukaryota; Metazoa; Arthropoda; Thecostraca; Balanomorpha; Balanidae. Gene Ontology annotation, molecular function: cysteine-type deubiquitinase activity; zinc ion binding. The record is from RefSeq and is a predicted model, not a curated record.